CUUCUUCAUACCAGGCGCAGUGCCUUUCGGCUUCACGAUACACCCCCGCUACCCUCGGCGUCACAUCACACACAACUGCCUCUGUGAAUCGCUGUGCUCGCCGCCAUGGCCGACAUCUCGGCCAAGAUCCAGGAUGCGGCCGCCAGAAACAGCGACCUGCUGCGCACACUCGCCGAGACGGACCACGCGCCGCCGGACCUCGAGCAGCACCGGCGGUUCCUCGACGAGCUGAGCGCGCAGCUGCGGGCAUCCGACUCGCGGCUCAAGGCCCUCAACGGGCGGCGCGAGCUGGGGCUCAAGGAGCACCAAAAGUACCGCGACAGCUCGGUGCGGCGGUUCGUGUACAAGGCGGCGGGCAAGAAGGACCGGUUCGCGGAAAAGGCGGACCGGGGCGAGCGCGAGUACUUCGAGGUGCUGCAGCGGGCGCACCAGGAGGACAAGAUCAACGGGGGGCUCCGGGCGCAGGUGGAGGAGGCGCGGCAGGCCGGGCGGUCGCUGGAGACGACGGCGGCCCGCAACCGCGAGGCGCAGCGGCAGCUCGACGAGCUGUACCACGCCAUCUUCGCGGGGCCGACGCCUGACUUCCCGGACGAGGACGCGGCGGAGCAGCGGUGCGAGGCGCUCGUGCGGCGGUACCGGGCGGCGCGGGCGGCGUGCGAGGCCGAGGCCGAGGCGGCGCGGCUGCUGGCGAGCGGCGACGCGCUCAUGAUGCAGGCGCUGCAGCACAUUGGCGACGCCCUGAGCUACUCGCGCGUCGACAUGUUUGGCGGCGGGGGGUUCGCCGACGUGCUGGAGCGCAACGCCCUGGCCGACGCCGACCGGCUGCUCAUGAUGGCGCGGCUGCAGGCCUCGCGCGCGCAGAGGGCGAGCCCCCAGGUCAAGACCCUGCCCGGCGUCAACAUCAACCACGGGCACAUCUUUGCCGACGUCUUCUUCGACAACAUCUUUACCGACAUGGCCUUUCACCGCGAGAUUGAGCGCGGGCGCGCCGAGAUGAUGCGCUGCGCCACCGCCCUGCGCGAGGAGCUGGACGCCGCCGCCGCGCGGAAGGGUCGCUUCGCCGCCGAGGUGGCCCGGCGCGAGGCCGAGCUCAAGGCCGGCCGCAUUGCCCUGCAGGAGGAGCGGCAGCGCGUCUUUGACGGCGUGACCUCGCUGCCGCCACCGCCCGACGAGGGGCCGCCCAUUUCCUACGAGGAGGCCGUCCGGGAGGGGCCGUCGACCACCACCGCCCCUACCGCCCCUGCCACUGCAACUGCCACUGCCACUGCCGAGGCCGAGGCCGUGCCGGAGCAGGUUGUCGUCGCCGGAAAGGCGGAGGCGUCGUCCGGGGCAGAGGCGGAGGGGAGCAGGCCUGCAGGCCGGCCGGCGAACGGCCCGACGAGGGAGUGGUGGGAGUGA
This is a messenger RNA of Purpureocillium takamizusanense, 1398 nucleotides long. RefSeq lists its product as uncharacterized. Bases 106 to 1398 code for a protein of 430 amino acids. NCBI's taxonomy places the organism in Eukaryota, Fungi, Ascomycota, Sordariomycetes, Hypocreales, Ophiocordycipitaceae. The record is from RefSeq and is a predicted model, not a curated record. The transcript has a single exon.